AUGAACCAAUGGCCCUUGGCCAGCAGAACUCCGUUGCUCACGCUCUCAUUAAAGAUCAUAUCCUCGAGCUGCGCAGGCCACUGGUGCUCCUCCACGUUUGCAGGUUUUGGGUACGCAGACUGGUCGAUCUCGAUCCAAAGGAACAUCCCCGAGUCCGGCAAAUUCCACGAACACAGCGAUUUGUCAAGGUACUUGUUGAAUGCAUCGUCCAAAAUGCCCCGUCUUUUCAGAUAG
Ogataea philodendri is the source of this 234-nucleotide messenger RNA. RefSeq lists its product as uncharacterized. The transcript has a single exon. Lineage: Eukaryota; Fungi; Ascomycota; Pichiomycetes; Pichiales; Pichiaceae. The record is from RefSeq and is a predicted model, not a curated record. The coding region runs from base 1 to 234 and encodes 77 amino acids.